This is a messenger RNA of Fomitiporia mediterranea MF3/22, 1539 nucleotides long. Its product is annotated as protein kinase subdomain-containing protein PKL/CAK/Fmp29. The coding region runs from base 1 to 1539 and encodes 512 amino acids. Lineage: Eukaryota; Fungi; Basidiomycota; Agaricomycetes; Hymenochaetales; Hymenochaetaceae. The record is from RefSeq and is a predicted model, not a curated record. Gene Ontology annotation, cellular component: mitochondrion. The transcript is spliced from 4 exons.
AUGCAACACUCUUCCAGCGACCUCUUUAACUAUACGUCAGGACGAUGGCUUGUCAACGAUGCUCUUCGCCACGCAGAGCGGAGGCUCAUUUUCGAUGUUGAGGGGCUAUGUCAACUUGCAGCGCAGUCCGUUGGUCGAAGUCCUGCUGAUGUCAUCAACUUUUCAAAGCUCGCCGAGGGGGGAUUCAACCGUACCUUCCUCAUUACUUUGCGCGACGGUUUCCAAAUGGUCGCCCGUAUUCCGUACCCGGUUACGGUCCCCAAGUAUUACGCUGUCGCCAGCGAAGUUGCCACUAUGGACUUCCUCCGUUCUUCUGGACUGCCUGUUCCCCAGGUAUACGGAUACUCACCUACAUCAGAAAACGCAGCAAAGACCGAGUACAUAAUUAUGGAAUGGAUGAAAGGUACGAAACUCAGCGACGUAUGGCUUGAGCUGGGAGACUCGGAUAUCGUCUCAAUCUUGCACCAGCUUGCUCAACUUGAAUCUCAAAUGAUGUCGAUUUCUUUUCCGGCUAGCGGAAGCCUCUACUACUCCCACGACCUGGAGAAGGUGUCUGGGAGGGCAACCAUUCCGCUCAAGGACGAGCGCUUCUGUGUUGGUCCAGAUACCAGACUGACUCUGUGGUACGGCAGGAGAUCACAGCUCAACGUAGACCGGGGACCCUACAAAAGCGCUGAGGCAGUGCUUGUAGGAGCAGCGCACAAGGAACUGGCGUAUUUGGAGCAGUUCGGCCAACCGCUACUGCCGUUCCAGCGCUUAAGGAGGGAGGGCUACGGGUACAAGGAGCAGUCGCCGUCAGACCAUAUCGCGAAUCUCAACCACUAUCUCCUCAUCGUGUUGUCACUCAUUCCCAAGAAUCCAACCCUCCGUGGUUUCCACAUUCGCCAUCCCGACCUCCAGCAGAGCAAUAUCUUUGUCUCGAAGUCGCCAGAGUCUGGCUGGCAAGUAGUCGGCCUUCUCGACUGGCAACACACCUCAAUCCUACCCCUAUUUCUCCUCGCCGGUAUUCCAGAUCGGCUGCAGAACGCCGAAGACCAGACCUCGCAGCCUCUCAUGCCACCUUCGCUACCAGAGAAUUUGGGCGAGUUGAACGAAUCUGAGCAAAUUCAAGCGAAGGAAUUCUACCGUCGCCGUCUCGUCCACUACCAGUAUGUCAAGAACACGGCAGAGUGCAACGAGCUCCACUAUGCAGCGUUGACAGACCCUGCAGGCAUGUCCCUCCGCCGCCUCUUCUACCUCGCAGGUGACCCGUGGGAGGGUGAGACCCUUGCACUGAAGGUUGCACUGAUAGAAGCAACAGAGGAGACAAUGAAGCUGGACGCAGUGCAGAGAGAAUCAGACAAGACUUUUCAGUUGUUGCAGGCCAUGGUCGGCUUCGAGUCGGAGGGCUGGGUGUUUACUACACAUUACGACGAGGCCAUGGCGCGCAGCAAGCAGCUGAAGGAGAAUGCGUUGGCGGUGGCCGCAUCAGUAGAAGAACAGGAUGAGAUUAUGACACACUGGUUCUUGGACAAUAUUGAUGAAACAAAUUACAUGUAA